AUGGAAAGAAAGAAAAAGAACGAGGCAAGUGAAUCAGAGCAUACUAUAGCAGGAGACCUGACAACUGUAGUUCCUCCAAUUAGUGAUAAGGAAGAUGGAGGAUCAAAAUCAGGAUGCUUCGCAUCCUGAUUAUUUUACUCCUUCUGAUGAUGCCUAUGAUAUAGUAGUAAAAACAUUAAGGAAGGGAAAGCCAAAUUUGUCUCUCGCUUUAGAAAAUGGAUGAAAGUGAAAGAUAGAAAGAUUCAUCCUAAUACAACAUCUGAUGAUCAUCAGCAUAUUUUUGAUACGCUUACUAACCUAUAUGCUCAUGAAGAAAACACUGUGGACGAGUUAGCAAAGUGCAGGAUCAACCCAGACUUUACAAAUUAUCUCAGAAGUGAUUUGGAAUUCUUCAUCCCUGAAAUAUGCUCUUUCUAUCUGAGAGGAAAAUUUGAAGAGCAAAGUAAAUUGCUUGGGUUAUUAACAUCAGCAUGUAACACAAGCUUUUUCUUCUCCCAUCGACUAUACUUCUUCUUUAAAGCUGUUAUUUCCACAGAUGGAUCUCAAGAUGUUCGGUCUGAGUGCUUAGCUGCUCUUCAAGAAAUGGAGGCUACUUGAGAAUAUGAAGCUGAUGAGAACCUUCUGUAUUUAGCAAACUCUAAAGACCUUAUAAAAUAUAUUAAGAGGUUGAGAAUGGAUACCUUGUACUCUAACCUUCUCGAUUCAUCUCCAGUUGAAGCACAAGAUCCUUCAUUGGACAAAUACUUGCAGUCAAAUGAGGACAGCAUUCUUGCUAAAGAGAGAUUCUUGCAAGUCAAAUCAAUGGUUGCUGAAUAUAUUGAAGUUGGUGACAAAUCAAAAAUAACAAGAACUUCUCCUGUCUCUAGUCCGAUAUCAGUGAAAGAUAUUAUUUUGCUACCGUUCAUUUCAAAUAUAAGAAGCAAAAAUUACGAUCAGGAUAUGAGAGAGUCAGUUCCGAUGAUGAAAAAUGUUAAUCAGAAGAAAUUCAAUGCUUACCUCUCAACUCCAAGAUUUAUUAAGUACCUAACCGAUAUUAGUGAGUUGAUCUCAAAGGAGGCAGACAAAUAAAGCUGCACUUAAGAGAGAAUUGAGGAAACUUAAUCAACACUUGCCUGCUUCUGUCUACAUUCCUUUCUGUCAAGAUUCUCUGAGGAAUUAUGCUGUGCUGCACAUUCAUCCUGAAGAAGUUCAUGUAUUCCAGACAAAGACAAGAUGUCCAUACAUGAUCACCAUUGAAAUGUACAGGCCAGAUGAAAUGUCAAUGAUAACUCCUACUGAAUCUCCUUAUAAAGAUAAAGCAAUUCGAAAACACUCAAAUACCGAGAGAAGAAUUCGUAGAGAAAGUGCAGACUUAAGCGAUUAUGAUGAACCUUUAAUUCCUGCUGAACAAACUGAUGAUAUUUUUGCUACUAGGAGAGGCAAAAGUCAUUCUGUGUACCAAGCCCCAACAAAAAGGAUUGAAACUCAAGCAGAAGAGAAAAUAUCUAAGCCUUUGUUCAUCUCUUUUGUGGAUAACCAGCCUACAGUCAGAGACACGCUUAAGGGAGCUCAUGAUAACAUUGGAAAAGUUGAGAAGCAAGUAAAAAGAUUCCUACUUGAUGAUGCAACUCCAAGAAUUUCAGAGAAUGAAGAAGACAAAAGUUUUGACAGAGGAUCAUUUGCAGGAGCCGAAGAAGAUAAAGAUGAUUAUCAUAAUUUAAGCCUCAUGGGAAGCUCAAGCAUAGAAGAGGAUGAGCAAUUAAACAUGUCGAAUUAUAGCUCACCUGCUGUUAUUGCCUCUCCCAUUAAACUGUCUAAAGCGAAAACAGGAGAACCUCCAAGAAAGCAGAAGACUCAGGGAGUUUUAGAGGGCAGGGAGCAGAAUCAUAGCGACGAUGAUAGCAACUAUUACUCUAAAAAUAAUCUAAAUGAUAUCCUAUCUCAAAGAGAUGAUGAUGAGGGGUCUUUUACAAGAAAGCCAAAAGGAGAAACUGAAAGAUCAAUGAAACAGCCAACUAAUUUCUUGUUCAAAGAAACCUUUGAGCAACAAAGUGAGAGACUAAGAAAAGCAUCUGUAUUUGGAUCUUUAAAAACUUGGAAAAUAAUGAAAAUGAUAGUCAAAUCCGGGGAUGACCUGAGGCAAGAACAAUUUGCCAUGCAGAUCAUUGACCUGAUGGCCCAAAUUUUCAAAGUGCAAGGUGUAGAUUGCUGGCUCAAACCUUAUGAAAUUUUGGCAACAGAUAAUGGAUGUGGAAUUAUGGUGUGUUUAAAGGAUUCUAUGAGCAUAGAUCAGAUUAAGAAAGCACUUCCAUCCGGAAUGUCUACACUCAAAGAUUACUUCCUCUAUAAUUUUGGAGGUCAAAGAAGUACUCUGUAUCGAGAAGCUAGAUAUAAUUUUGCAAAAUCAUUGGCAGGUUACUCCUUGCUGUGUUAUAUAUUACAAAUCAAAGAUAGGCACAAUGGGAAUAUAAUGCUGGAUAACCUUGGGCAUAUCAUUCAUAUAGAUUUUGGAUUUCUGUUAUCUAUCGCACCUGGUAAAGGCCUUAAGUUAGAAAAGGCUCCUUUCAAAUUCACGACAGAGUACUUAGACGUGCUUGGAGGACUUCAAUCAAAGACUUUUAAACAGUUCAAGAAAUACAUGUGCCAAGGAUUUACUGCAAUUCAGAAGAACGCAGACAAAAUCAUCAUUCUUAUAGAAAUGAUGGCAAUGGGACAACUAGAUCUUCCUUGAUUUUCUGGAGGAAUGGAGCAAAUUAUCAAAGAAGUAAAACAAAGAAUUUUCCCAACUGAAACAAUUAUGUCGAGACAGAGAUGUAGAGAUUUCAUCGAUCAGCUAAUCUAUCAAUCACAAGACAAUUGGAGAACUCUUAUGUACGAUAGAUAUCAAUACUGAUGCCAAGGGAUCAAUUAAUUUUAUUAGUAUUAUCUGAUUCAAGCUCUUGAA
Moneuplotes crassus is the source of this 2923-nucleotide messenger RNA. The record is from the annotation of a GenBank genome assembly. NCBI's taxonomy places the organism in Eukaryota, Ciliophora, Spirotrichea, Euplotida, Euplotidae.